AUGGGCUGCUCCGUCGGCCGGCCCAUGACCCCCACCUGCCUCCCCACGGCCCGCAUGGGCUGCCCCUCCACCUCCCCCCUUGCCCUGUACACCACCAUGCUCCAGGCCCGGUGUCCCUCCACACCGCCCCUCACCUGCCCCCCUGCCAACCCCAUGCCAAGCUGCAACCCCCCCCCACCUCGCCCUUGCUCCGUGGCCAGUCCCUACCCAAAACCCUGCCCCCCCACCGAAAUGCCAAGGUUUAAACAUGACCAUUGUAUGGUGCCGGUGUGUUGCAAUGGGGAGCCACAGAAAGACUGCACAAAGCCUCCUCCGCUGCCUGCGUCUCUGACCAGCUGCAAGUCUGGCCAAGGCAACGACUUUUUCAGCAACAUGAUCAGGGAACUGAACCGCAACGGUGUGUGCAGCAAGUUUCCUCCCUCCAAGCCAGUCGUGACUCCCUGCAACCCCAACACACCCACCGCCAGCACCAUUGGGAAUAUGAAAAUUGUGGAGGUCUCCACCAACGGCCACUUUGUCCGCAUCCUCAACAUCUCCCCCAACGCCGAGGAGGACAUCGGCAACUACGUUCUGCAGCAAAACAUCGGCGGCCAACCCGUGGCAAUGUACAGGUUCCCCCCAAGGACCCGAGUGUGUGUCGGCUCUGGCGUAACGGUGUGGGCAGCAGGCGCAAAGGUUCCACAUAACCCUCCGAAAGACUUCUUAUGGAAGGAUUGCAUCAAGUUUGCAACAGGGCCUGAUGUUACAACCAUUCUUUGCAAGCCCACCGGUCAGGCUGUUACUUGGUACACACCUGGGCCUGGGAGCUGCAAGCAAAAUAAUCUUUGCAAUGACGAUUGCAACCAUCACACUUCAACCAACGAUUGCCAAGUUAAUUUCCAAUUGGAACCCGAAAUGGAGACUGACUCCUCCAACGCUUGUGCCAGUCAAUUCACAACCUUAUCUAUAAAGGAGAAGGCUUCAUCCUUGCAGCCCACACCCCGUUGUCCAUGGAGCCAGAGCACAUCUUGUGCCACUCACCCCGACUUCAACAUAUCCCGGACCCAGGCCAUGGGAAACGAUGGGAACAGUCAGUGCAGAGACUCUCGAACACAGUCAUCUCCACCUGACCCUCUCCCGAGCAACCUCCCUGUCUCGUCGCAUUGCAGGAAGUACUCCUUCCACAGAAGCACCAGAAGGCUGUCACCAUGCUCUCUGACAAAUGGUGCAGGGCAGCAGAUUGGCAACGGUGCGGGCUCGUUCACAAACCACGUUCAGCAGAACUGCACGCCGCUGCAGCUCCUGCAGUCCCGACAGAACCUGACCUUCCAGCCCCCCAUGCCUCGGCCCCCGCCCGUCGCAUCCUGGUGAAUCUCGCUCACCUUCAUCCAGCCUCAACCAGCGCGCGCGGGCUGUCACGUUUGGAUCCACAUCCGUCAGCCUCUCCUCUCCAACACUCCGCAACGUCAACACUCUACCACCAGGCCUCGCCUCGCCCGAUCUCAACACUUAGACUGAGUUUUACAGAGCUAUUUCAUGUCUUGACCUUUAACAACCUCUGUGAGUCUGUGCAUUUGAAGAACCAUUGAAACCAACAAAAAACAAGUUUCUUUUUUGUGCCUCGAGUCAAUGUGGAUGUUUGAGUGGGUUCCGCUGUGCCACCGUGUGAGUUCAAAGUGAAGUGGCUCCAGCAUUUGGCUUGAUGUAAAUAAGGUGGUGAGUCUGUGGAAUUCAUUGCCACAUACGGCUGCGGAGGACACAUCAAUGGGUAUUUGUAAAGUGGUGAUUGAUAUUCUAGAUUUGUACAGGUGUCAGGGGUUAUGGGGAGAAGGCAGAAGAAUGGGGUUAAGAGGGACAGAUACAUCAGCCAAGAUUGAGUGGUGGAGUAGACUUGAUGGGCCGAUCGGCCUAAUUCUGCUCCUAUCACAAAAAAAAAAAUAUUGGGCACCAGAUUUUUCGUCUUGUGAAGGCAUGCAGCCAAGAAUCCUUGCAUGAAGCCGGUGCGGAUUCCGAUUGAAUAUGCAGUGAGCCAAACCGCAGGGGGUCCAGGGUAAUGCAAGGGUUGUGACCAAGCCAUGCAGCGUGCCAUGAGUCGAACAUUGCCCACUGCAAAAGAGCAUUGCAAACUCAGGAGGAAGGUCAGAACGUUUACAACACAGAAGCAGGCCAUUCAACCCAAUGUCUCGGUGCGGCUGAGCUUAAACGAGGUGCUCGGCAGGGUGGCACGGCUGGUAGAGCCGCUGCCUGACAGCGCCUGAGACCCAGGUUCGAUCCUGACCUCGGGUGCUGCCUGUGUUUGUGGACCACGUGGGUUUCCUCCAGGUGCUCCGGUUUCCUCCCACCUCCCAAAGACGUGCGGGUAUGUAGGUUAAUUGGCCCUCUGUAAAUUGCCCCAUGUGGGUAGGGAGUGGAUGCAAAAGUGAGGUAACAUAGAACUAGUGUGAACGGGUGAUCGAUAGCCUGCAUGGACUCAGUGGGCUGAAGGGCCUGUUGCCCUACUACAUCUUUCAAUGCAUUCAAUCAAUCAGCCAGCCUUAAGGGCCUGUCCCACUUGGCCGUCAUUUGCGCCUCAUUUACGCGUCAUAUGUAAAAUAGGUCGACGCGUUGUGACGUACGGGUAGCAUUUGGGUAGCGCGGGACGGGCGCAUGGAGACGUGGAGGAGUCGCGGUAUCGCGCGGCGCUCCAGG
Messenger RNA from Leucoraja erinaceus (little skate), 2667 nucleotides. RefSeq lists its product as uncharacterized. Gene Ontology annotation, cellular component: cytoplasm; nuclear envelope. The coding region runs from base 1 to 1350 and encodes 449 amino acids. The transcript is spliced from 9 exons. The record is from RefSeq and is a predicted model, not a curated record. NCBI's taxonomy places the organism in Eukaryota, Metazoa, Chordata, Chondrichthyes, Rajiformes, Rajidae.